Molecule: messenger RNA, 4267 nt
Organism: Calidris pugnax (ruff)
Lineage: Eukaryota; Metazoa; Chordata; Aves; Charadriiformes; Scolopacidae
Gene: APBB2
Product: amyloid beta (A4) precursor protein-binding, family B, member 2
Exons: 18
Coding region: 398-2695 (765 amino acids)
Biological process (GO): regulation of DNA-templated transcription
Cellular component (GO): nucleus; cytoplasm
Molecular function (GO): transcription factor binding; amyloid-beta binding
Source: RefSeq, a predicted model, not a curated record
CAGCAGGCACUUGGCCUCCAUUGCCUGCAGGAUGAUGAGUAGACCUUCUGUGGUGUGUUUUAUGCUUUGAAAAGAUCAAAUUUGAUUUAGCUUAAGAUCUAAGGGAUUGCUUCGGCCAGCAAGGAGGAGAAAGCCCAACCAGCUCGUUAUCAACACGAGAAGCUGUGCUGGAGAAGUGUUCCCUGGCACUGAGUGGUGGCUCUUUCAGUUGAAAUGAGGAGACUUUCUUGAGAAAUCUUUCCUGAUUUCUGCAGCGACCUGAGGGGGUGCUGGUGCCCAGUGCUCCAGGACUCCGUGCUCUGGUACAGCCUUUACACCAACGCACUGGGGAGAUUCAGCGUUUCGACCCGUGCUCUGAAGGCGGCUGUCAGCGUGCGGUGAUGUGCUGACUGGCACUAUGGGCAGGCGCUACCCAGGGGCUCACUAUCGGCCAAGCAGCUCAUUCGAUUCCGGCGUGGACGCCUUGGCAGUGUUUAUGGCAAGCAGCAGCACGACGGACGUUGUGAACCGCAACAGCCCGGCCACCCCACCCAACACCCUCAACCUGCGCUCCUCUCACAACGAGCUCCUGAAUGCAGAGAUCAGGCACACGGAGGCCAAGAACAGCACGCCCCCAAAAUGCAGGAAAAAAUAUGCCCUGACUAACAUUCAGACAGCCAUGGGGCUUUCCGACCCUGCGGCGCAGCCCCUUCUGGGGAACGGCUCGGCCAAUAUCAAGCUGGUGAAGAAUGGGGAAAACCAGCUGAGGAAAGCCGCCGAACAGGGACAGCAGGAUCCCAAUAAAAACCUCAGUACCACUGCGGGCAUAAACGUAACUUCUGAGAAGUUUGAAGGCAAAGAGCCGAUCCCGCAGGAUCCCUCUGGCUGUGAAAUAUUACCCUCGCAGCCAAGGAGGACCAAGAGCUUCCUGAAUUACUACGCGGAUCUAGAGACAUCUGCUAGAGAGCUGGAGCAGAAUUUUGUUGCGAUGGAAGAUAAAUCGGCACAAAGCAACAGCCAGGCUUCCACCCUUAUUGUCAACGGGGAAGCCCUGCCCCGGAAACAAAACAAGCUGUCGAGCCCAGAGGAUGGCCAAGUUGCCACGGUGUCGUCAAGCCCUGAGACUAAGAAAGACCACCCAAAAACUGGGGCCAAAACAGAUUGCGCCCUCCACAGAAUUCAGAACCUGGCCCCAAGCGAUGAGGACUCCAGCUGGACCACCCUGUCCCAGGACAGCGCCUCGCCGAGCUCGCCCGACGAAACAGCAGAUAUAUGGAGUGAUCAUUCAUUUCAGACAGACCCAGACUUACCACCUGGCUGGAAAAAAAUCAAUGACAUUGCUGGGAUCUACUACUGGCACAUACCAACAGGAACAACUCAAUGGCAACGUCCCGAGUCCAUCCCAACAGAUCUCCAGGGCUCACGAAAAGGAUCGCUUGGUUCCAUUACUCCGUCUCCUACUCCAGAGACUGAGAAACAGCCAUGGAGUGAUUUUGCUGUACUGAAUGGGGGAAAGAUUAAUAGUGACAUUUGGAAGGAUCUGCACGCAGCCACUGUGAACCCAGACCCAAGUCUGAAAGAGUUUGAAGGAGCAACGUUGCGCUACGCCUCUUUGAAGCUCAGAAAUGGUCAGCAAUCUGAUGAUGAUGAUUCUUGUAGCAUCAACAGCGAUCCAGAAGCCAAGUGCUUUGCUGUGCGAUCUCUGGGCUGGGUAGAAAUGGCAGAAGAAGAUCUUGCUCCUGGAAAAAGCAGUGUUGCUGUGAACAAUUGCAUCAGACAACUCUCUUACUGUAAAAACGACAUCAGAGACACUGUCGGCAUUUGGGGAGAGGGCAAGGACAUGUACCUCAUACUGGAAAACGACAUGCUGAACCUGAUUGACCCCAUGGACCGCACAGUCCUUCACUCGCAGCCCAUCGUGAGCAUCCGAGUCUGGGGCGUGGGGCGCGACAACGGCCGAGAGAGAGACUUUGCUUACGUGGCGAGAGACAAAGACACCAGAAUUCUGAAAUGUCAUGUGUUUCGAUGUGACACCCCCGCGAAAGCCAUCGCCACAAGUCUACACGAAAUCUGCUCAAAGAUUAUGGCCGAACGGAAGAACGCUAAAGCUAUGGCCUGCAGCUCGUUGCAGGACAGGACGAAUGUCACCCUUGAUGUUCCUCUGCAAGUAGAUUUCCCAACACCAAAGACAGAGCUGGUGCAGAAGUUCCACGUCCAGUACCUGGGCAUGCUGCCUGUGGCUAAACCCGUGGGAAUGGACACUCUGAAUAGUGCCAUUGAAAGCCUAAUGGCUUCCUCGAGCAAAGAAGACUGGAUGCCAGUUACCAUGAAUGUUGCUGAUGCUACUGUCACAGUCAUCAAUGAACGAAAUGAAGAGGAAAUCCUGGUGGAGUGUCGUGUGCGGUUCCUGUCCUUCAUGGGAGUGGGCAAGGACGUCCACACCUUCGCCUUCAUUAUGGACACAGGAAACCAGCAUUUUGAGUGCCACGUUUUUUGGUGCGAACCAAACGCUGGCAACGUAUCAGAAGCUGUUCAGGCUGCCUGUAUGUUGCGGUAUCAGAAGUGCUUAGUGGCCCGACCUCCUUCCCAGAAAGUCCGACCGCCCCCACCUCCUGCAGACUCGGUGACCAGGAGAGUGACCACCAACGUAAAAAGAGGGGUCUUGUCCCUCAUUGACACUUUGAAACAGAAGCGCCCGGUGCCCGAGAUGCCGUAGCCGCGGGAGGGAGAGGGCUCUCCCGUUGUUCCGCUGGAGCUGAGAGCAGCUGCACCGAGGAGCAGGGACUGAGGGAGCCUGGCCUCCCCUUGCCAACCGCCGACGCUUGUUGGUCUUCAGAGAAUCUACCCCGCACCGAAACCAUGUUAGACAAGCAUGUUCUCUCCUUCUCGCCACCAUCGUGUGAUAUGAAAAGAAGCAUGAAAUAAUUUAUUUUUUUUCGCUGUCAGUGAGUUACAUCAUGAGCAAGGGAAGGUCUGUUUGUUUGUAAAUACAUGAACGUUACCUAAACUCUCACACACACACAAAAAAACAAACAAAAAAGAAUAUGGCCACAUCCCUCCCAGUGAACUCCUGCUAAAGUCCUUGGAGCGAGUGAUGCCGGAGUUGAUAGUUUCACCAUCUUGAGCUGGAUUUGUCACAAACCAAUCUUAAAUCCCGCAGCACUUGGCUCUGUUUUCAACGCUGGAGUGUAGGUUCCAAGGAUCAGCUACCAUUGAGUUACUGUAGAUUAAAAUAACCGAGUUUUAUUUUUUACAGAACUACACCUGUUAGUUUUAAAUUGUUUGUCAGCAUUGGUCCAGCAACCACUUCAGCAUCUCCCUGACGUGAUUGUGAAUCAUGGUGGCAUUAUUUCAUCUCCUGGGUGUACAUCAUGGUCCUAGAGAAGAAUCGUGUUUGAUACCAAACCAACGCUGAAAAAUCCAGAGGUGUUUUCAGCAGUUGAGUUGCAGGUUGAUCCGCUGAAGCUUUUCAGCUUUAAAUAUACAAUUGCACCUGUUGGCUGUUAAAUUUAUUCUCCUAAAUCUGCCAUUAAUUCAGCUAAAAUACCGUUUGUUUCACGCAGGGCUCAUAGCAAUCAGGAGCAAGAAAGAACUGGUCAUUAAUUUUACUAUCUUAAAAGGCUUACAGAGCCUGGAACGCUGCAUACCUUACCCAGACAGGUGUUUGAUCAAACGGUCCAUUUGGCGUCUGUUUGCACGAGUCCCCCUUCCCCUCGAGUUUGUUGCUGAAAACUUCACGUGCCACAAAAAGAACAAUCGUGUUUUUCGUUAUUUACAAAAUUCCCUUAAAUUUCUUUUCAUGCUCUCGUGACAAAGUAAGAGGAGAGCUGCUUCCCAGGGUAGUGCUUCAGGGGGUACAACCUGCUUUCAGCGCUUCUGCUCCAAAGGCUUCAUCCUGUUGCUCUGAUCUCCGCACCGCUCACUGCAGCCCCUGACGAGCUCAGCCCAGGGUUGCCCCUUAAAAUCGUUACCUCAGGCUAAUUUUCCAGCGCCGUGACGCAGCCUGAAAGUCUCUCCCUCUGCCAUCUUCUGCUGGGACCCGCAGAUCAGUACGCAUUCGGGAAACGGAAAGGUAAAGAUAUUUUUAAUUCGCGUUAAAAAUGUUUUGCCUCCAUUUUAUGGGUAUGUUCCAAACUGUAACUGUCUCCCAAGACUGCAAAUCUGGUCAUACUGUAAUUUUAAAAGAACAUUGUCAAGGUUGUUAUUACAAGAACUCUUUAUUUAUUCCUAUUAUUCCUAUGCAAGAGACUGUUAGAAACAAACUAUUUUUCUUUUUAUUUCCUCGUUU